GUCCAGAUAAGCCUUCUGAUCAAGACAUGGGGGAAGGCAAAUGUCUGGAGAUUGGGGGAAGAAGAAGUAGUGCAAGCUCCUUAGAUUCCACAGUCUCCUCAGGAAUUGGGAGUGUUGGCACUCAGACUACUGUCCCUGAUGAUCCAGAGCAAUUUGAGGUCAUCAAGCAACAGAAAGAGAUAAUUGAACAUGGUAUUGAACUGUUUAACAAAAAGUCCAAGAGAGGCUUGCAAUAUCUGCAAGAGCAAGGAAUGCUUGGCGUAACGGCAGAAGAUGUGGCACAGUUUCUACACCAAGAAGAGCGCCUGUGUUCU
This is a messenger RNA of Pogona vitticeps (central bearded dragon), 314 nucleotides long. Lineage: Eukaryota; Metazoa; Chordata; Lepidosauria; Squamata; Agamidae. The record is from RefSeq and is a predicted model, not a curated record.